Messenger RNA from Babesia microti strain RI, 1476 nucleotides. RefSeq names its product Endoplasmic Reticulum Oxidoreductin 1 (ERO1). Lineage: Eukaryota; Apicomplexa; Aconoidasida; Piroplasmida; Babesiidae. The transcript has 4 exons. The record is from RefSeq and is a predicted model, not a curated record. Gene Ontology annotation, molecular function: thiol oxidase activity; protein-disulfide reductase activity; FAD binding. Gene Ontology annotation, biological process: protein folding in endoplasmic reticulum. The coding region runs from base 1 to 1476 and encodes 491 amino acids. Gene Ontology annotation, cellular component: endoplasmic reticulum membrane; endoplasmic reticulum.
AUGUUAUGCGUAAAACCCGAAGGGAUAGAACUGCCGUAUAAACUGAAAAUUUUUAAGCUUCCCUUCUAUAUUCUACUAUUAUUGACGCUAGUGUUAGUCGCACAAUCUGUAUCUUUUGACGUACUACUGGUACCAAACAUAAAUAUCCUCAAUGGGCUAAAAAAUUUCGAUUGGAACAUUUUUUCCCAUAAAUUAGUCCAAGGACCGACGAACUACGUUCAAAAUGACUAUGAGGUGGGAUACAAAUACAAUGGGCAAAUAGAUAUGGGCCAAGUUGUACCCAAUGAGGCUAAAGUUGUCCACAAUAUUUUGAAUUUAUUGAGAAAGACAUCGUAUUUUAACUAUUUUAAAGUCAAUCUAGAUGUUUCCUGUACAUUGGGUAGCAGAACUGACGUUUGUUCAUCCGCUGGAGCAAUAGGCACGGCCACUCUUUUGGAUAUGAGUGAAUCACAACAAUUUGAAAUCAAGCUUUGCCAUGUUGAUCGGUGUUCUAUUGAUCAAGUGCCAGAAAAUUUUAGAUCCUACAAGCCUGAGCAUAUUGUUUUACGUACCAGCAAUCCAAUCGAGUUGUCAAUUGGUCAGCUUCCGCAUUGCGAUAUGCUCGGCACUUAUACCGACUGGUCUGAAGCGGAACAUGAUACUCCAAAGCCUGUAUUUAUAAACCUAAGCCUAAACCCACCCUCUUAUACUGGAUUUCAAGGGGCUAAAGAGUGGAAUGCUAUAUAUGAAGAAAAUUGUAUCAAAAGUGGAGAAUCUUGUCAGCAUAAUGAGCAUUUGCACAGACUAUUAUCUGGAAUCCAAACAUCUAUCGCAGCAUUUGCCGCUGAAAACUAUACAUGUACAAAUAUCGAAGAUGCAUAUAUUAAGCGGAAUUCUCUGCCAAAGUAUACCUACAAUUUAUUGCAUUAUGUUGAGAAGAUUGGCAAAUAUCCUGAAAGGAUCUACAACCUUAUGUAUACAUUCGAGUUUUUACUUCUUUCCACUUGUAGGCUUAAGCCACUCCUUCUUAAAUAUGCGUCGCUGAUGACUUGUCCAGAGGGCGAAGAAGCGUCCAAACUUAUAACUCAGCUAUUGGAUUGUGACUUUGAUACUUGCAAGGGAUUAGAUGUUAACAACUAUUAUGCCAUUAACAAGUGCAACAACCCACUGGGAGAUAUACUGGCAAUUUUGGGUAAAAUUUCAAAGAUUGUUGACUGUGUAGACUGUGAAAAAUGCCGGUUGCAUGGGAAGAUCAAAAUGACAGCACUUCAAGUGGCAUUAACAUCAUUUUGCAAGACAAAUCAUGUGUUGGAAAGGAACGAAAUUGUGGCACUGAUCACUACAUUGGAUUACCUAGCUGAAUCAAUCGUAAUUGUGGAGCGUUUUGAGGAGCGGAUAAUGCAGAGAAGAAUCAUUUACCCAGCCAUUCUCCUGUUCUCAGUGGUCCUUGCUGUCACAAUUUCAAAGUUGAUUCGCCAUAAAAAUAAAUCUCGCUAG